AUGGCCGAAUCAACAAUUGUCUCCAACACCGCAACUCUCCUCAAGUACCGAGAUCUGGACCAGAGGGGUGCAGUCAUUGCAGAAUAUGUCUGGAUUGAUGGCUCCAACGGCGUGCGCUCAAAGUGCAAGACCCUGCCGAAGAAGCCAGAAAGCGUCGACGAGCUCCCCGAAUGGAACUUCGACGGCUCCUCCACCGGCCAAGCGCCCGGCGACAACUCUGAUGUCUACCUUCGCCCCGUCGCCAUGUACCCCGACCCCUUCCGUCUCGGCGACAACAUCCUCGUCAUGUGCGAGACGUGGAUGUCCGACGGCAAGCCGAACGCCUACAACUUCCGCCACGAUGCCGCCGUUGUGAUGCAGGCGCACGCUAAGCACGAGUUCUGGUUCGGCCUCGAGCAGGAGUACACUCUUCUCGGCUUCGACGGCUGGCCAUAUGGCUGGCCAAGGAACGGCUUCCCGGCGCCACAGGGUCCCUACUACUGCGGCAACGGCACCGGCAGGGUCUUCUGCAGAGACAUCGUCGAAUCUCACUACAAGGCUUGCUUGUAUGCUGGCAUCGCCAUCUCCGGCACCAACGCUGAGGUCAUGCCCGCUCAGUGGGAAUUCCAGGUCGGACCCUGCGAAGGCAUCUCCCUUGGCGAUCAGCUCUGGAUGUCUCGCUUCCUCCUCCACCGCGUCGCCGAAGACUUCGGCGCCAAGGUAACCUUCGCGCCCAAGCCCAUCCCCGGCGACUGGAACGGCGCCGGCCUACACACCAACGUCAGCACCAGGGAGAUGCGCGAGGAUGGCGGCAUGAAGCACAUCGAGGCCGCGAUGGAGAAGCUCGCGAAGCGCCAGGCCGAGCACAUGGACGUCUACGGCGCGGACAACCGCCAGCGCAUGACGGGCGCGCACGAGACGGCAUCGUACGACAAGUUCACCUGGGGCGUUGCCAACCGGGGCGCCUCUGUGCGUGUCAACCGCGCGUGUGCGGAGGAGGGCAAGGGCUACUUCGAGGACAGGAGACCUGCGUCCAACGCGGACCCGUACCAGAUCACCGGCAUCAUGGUCGAGACACUGUGUGGUAUGGUUGAUGGCGCGAAUAUGCACAAGAAGGUCGACGAGGCGGAAGAGAUUGAGCAGGAGAUGGUCGUGCCGAUCUCGAAGCCGUAG
This is a messenger RNA of Coniosporium apollinis CBS 100218, 1152 nucleotides long. RefSeq names its product glutamine synthetase. NCBI's taxonomy places the organism in Eukaryota, Fungi, Ascomycota, Dothideomycetes. The transcript has 5 exons. Gene Ontology annotation, cellular component: cytoplasm. The coding region runs from base 1 to 1152 and encodes 383 amino acids. Gene Ontology annotation, molecular function: glutamine synthetase activity. The record is from RefSeq and is a predicted model, not a curated record.